Aspergillus versicolor CBS 583.65 is the source of this 526-nucleotide messenger RNA. RefSeq lists its product as uncharacterized. The transcript is spliced from 2 exons. Lineage: Eukaryota; Fungi; Ascomycota; Eurotiomycetes; Eurotiales; Aspergillaceae. The record is from RefSeq and is a predicted model, not a curated record. The annotation marks the transcript as partial.
AUGGCUUCAUGCCUCCCAAAUACCCUUGCAGCCACCUGCUCUGCUGUCGGCUGGCUGACUACCAGCUCCGUGGUUGGCGCAGGCCCCCAGGGUGGAUCGAGCGGAGUCGUCCUGUUAAACGGCGAUGGCGAUCAAAUUGGCCAACUCGAGGGUGAUGAGGGUGCCUGCACCGACCUCGCGCACAUCGAGGGUGACGGGCUCGUCGAUACAUUUGGGUGGGCUAGUACCUGCAAUGUCAAUACCUUCAAGGAAUGCCACGGCUCUUACAAUGGCAUGGGCCAUAUCGAUGGCCUGCCACCUAGCGAUCUUGAUAGUGAUUUCUACGGUAUUGGAAUUUCUACGGGUGCUCAGUGCAAGAUUGAGUUUGAAUGCUAGGCUGGUGGAUUGUUUAUCCCUCCAGGGACGGGAGAGUCACUCUUUAAGUUACAUGUUUAUAUUACUCUCAUUUAGCUUGGAUUUGCUUCCGUUAUAUCCCCCUUGUGGUGCCAAUCGUGCAUGGUGGCAUGCCUUGGUCUUCUACUGUGAG